Messenger RNA from Sclerotinia trifoliorum, 1314 nucleotides. The record is from the annotation of a GenBank genome assembly. NCBI's taxonomy places the organism in Eukaryota, Fungi, Ascomycota, Leotiomycetes, Helotiales, Sclerotiniaceae.
ACAGUUCAAGAUCCCGUACCUUAAGGACAAUUGAGAGCAACUUUCAUUUAUCAAUGUAGUGUAGUAUGGAGUAUAGAUACCAGAAACGGUUUUAUUGUGCCAGCAAGCACCUCCCUUCAUUUCUAUUCAGCCUCGCCAACCUAUCUAGCUCCGUUACAAACCCCACAGCCACAUCCAGCCACCAAGGCUGACGGAAUAUUCUGUGGUUGUGAGGUGAGGGGUGCAAUCUUACGACAAAUUCGCAGAUACUGUUUGUCCUUUUGUCUCACAUCCUUCGUAUCGACAACCACUUCCAUGGCUCAAGUUCUUCGCAGACAUGUCUUUCCCACCGUUCGCAGGCCUUUCUCCUCCUCUAACCCUCGAUUCUUCUCUGCCGUAACCCCUCGACAAGCUGCUCCCGCCAAUCCUGCACAACACCCGGAUCGUAGAAUGCGCAUGCAAGCUAUAUCAGGAACACGAAUGGCAAAUGACGUCGGCCUUCUACCUAGUACGUUCGUACCAAUUGCUCUUUUCCACGCUCCAAUGCCCCGCUCUAACCAAGUUUAAGACACAUUCAUAGCAGGCAGACGUUUCCCUCUCUUCAAAAGCCCCAAAAAACUAUUGAAAUACCAAUGGAUAAGAUUGAAGACCAGAGUACGGGAUAUUCUCGCUACCGUCACAUUUAAAUGGAUGUCCCCGAAAACCGGCCGCAUACGAAGACAAGUGCAACUGAAGCGUGGUUCGAUAGCAUCUGCAGCCGAAGCUCUGUACAGAGAAAUGUACCAAAAUUUUGCUGCUGGUCACACUGGACGCUUGCGUAGAAUGUGCGCCGAUGGACUCUAUGAAAGUUUCGCGCAACGCAUAGCUUCACGGCCCCGGGGGCAAAAGGUUACAUGGAACCUUGAGAAAAUGAACCGCAGACCUAAGAUAAUGUCGACCAAAGCCGUUAUGAUACCUGGAGGAUCGGGCAAUGUGAUACGACAAGCGGUGGUCAGGAUCUCGAGUCGACAAUUGAUAACUUUGAAGGAUAGUAAAGGGAGAGAAUUACCUGGAAGUAGCGAGAAAGACAUUGUGGAGUAUGUGGUUGUGCAGAAGAUUUAUCGAAAUUGGCAGGAUACAGAAUGGCAGGUGUGGGGUACGACAACAGCUACCACGUUGAAGAAUAUAGAGGAUUGGGAGAAGAUGGUUUAGAGGUGAGGGGUGGUGAUUCAGGGGCUGUACAUUGUGUAUUUAUCUUAGUGUAAGAUAUUGGGUGGGCUAGGUAUUUGUAUUGUACAUGAAACUCUAAAUAUCCAACACCGCUCGAGAUGAGUCAGUCUACCAUUCCAUGAGCAG